AGUACAUUUGUCUUUUAAUUUUUAUUUUUUAUGCUGUUAUUAUAGCUUGUUUUUUUCUCUUCAUUGUCAUACAGUAUUUGAACGUCUAGUACUAAUUCAUUUCACUAUAACCUAUGUGAAAACAACACCUAUUCCUCAAAGCAACAAACAUUAAUUUAACUGUAAACAAAACUGUUUAAAGACAGAAGUAAUGCAGUACAGAGAGCACCAAAUCUAACUGUGAGAUCUCCUAACCCCAUGUUCAAUAUAAUUCCAGAUCACUGAGCCUUGUAUUGAUGUUUAGCCCAAAUUUCAGGUAAAACACAGAAGUGCCUGGCUGAAGAUGAAGCAGGUAAAGGUUCAGGAAUUAUAUCUGUUAUGUCCUCUCUAUAGUACCAGAUUUUAUCAACAGGGAAUUUUAAACUGGGAUUGAAGAAUCUGUUAUCUCCAGCCUGGCUCACUGCAUCAGCUUCAGGUGAUGGUGGUGUAAUAUUUAGAAUGGCAUUUAGAUUUUUUUUUCUUCUCAUAAUAGCGCGCUGAAUUUUCCCUCCAUUUCUUCUGCUUUUGAUGAUCUUUUUUUUGUAUUUCUUUGGCUGAUUUUAAAAGUCCAUUGUGCUUUCUUCUUUGGUAUCUAAAAAUAGUUUUUAAAAAAUAAAUAAUGUUAGACUGCUUUGUUUGUUUUUUUGUUAACAUUUUAGAUUAGAGUGCAAAUAGAUUUAUGGCAUGUUAUUAACAAAACCGUAACGGCCUCUGAUGUUGGAAGUAAAUCAUAUAUUAUAUAUACGGGUCAUUCUCCAGUUCUGUGUACCAAUAGGCACUGUAACAUUUGAUCGAGAGUAUCUAUAUUAUUAAACAAAUAUAUAUUGUUCUAAAAUAUUGUAUGUGUUUUGGACAUUGCAUACACAUAAAAACAUAAACUGUAAAUUUCGACCAUGUGUUCCUACUUUUGGCACAAAGAACUGGAGAAUGAUCCAUAUACAGUGCCGUGAAAAAGUAUUUCCCCCCUGUCUGAUUUUCUGCAUUUUUGCAAAUUUUUGACACUGAAUGUUAUCAGAUCUUCAACCAAAACCUAAUGUUAGAUAAAAGGGCCCUGAUUGAACAAAUAACACAAAAAUUUGAUACAUAUUUCAUUUAUUUAUUAAAGAAAGUUGUGCAACACCCAAUGCCCCCGUGUGAAAAAGUAAUCGCCCCCUUAGACUCAAUAACUGGUUACGCCACCUUUAGCAAUAACUGCAACCAAACGCUUCCUGUAGUUGUUGAUUAGUCUCUCACAGCGCCGUGGAGGCCCACUCCUCCAUGCAGAACUGCUUCAACUCAGUGACAUUUGUGGGUUUUCGAGCAUGAACUGCUCGUUUCAGGUCCUGCCACAACAUCUCAAUGGGGUUUAGGUCUGGACUUUGACUAGGCUUGUAACCAGGAGGUCCCCAGUUCAAAUCCCACCUCAGCCACCGACUCAUUGUGUGACCCUGAGCAAGUCACUUAACCUCCUUGUGCUCCAUCUUUCGGGUGAGACGUAAUUGUAAGUGACUCUGCAGCUGAUGCAUAGUUCACACACCCUAGUCUCUGUAAGUCGCCUUGGAUAAAGGCGUCUGCUAAAUAAACAAAUAAUAAUAAUUUUUGAAUUCAGGACAUUCAGCAAUUCAAGACUAAUGUAUUUUUACCUGUGGAACUAAAGCUGUCAAUAUUCCGCCAUCUUGUAUGACAAGCUACAUGACAAGCUACGUCACUUAAACCUGCUUCACCACUGGUUGACACCCUUAUGACUAAUCGGUCUCAGUCAGUCUUGGUCGGCAACCGCCGCACACAGACAGACUGAUCACAUCUGAACGAAACUGCGUCUGAAAAAGAUUCAACAUGUUCAAUCUUCAAAUCUUGGUUUCAAGGGCACGCACACUGAUACGAUUCAUCCAAACUCUGUACGGCCAGAUGAGAUGAGUCGGGACGGCUUGAGCCGGGCUGUGUGCGGCGGGCUUUACACUGCUCAAGUAACAACAAGCAAAUGAGUGAAGCACAAAAUCAUUUAGUGUCUCGUAUCUCUGAGUUUACAGUGCCUAUAGAAAGUCUACACCCACUUUCAAAAUGUUCACAUUUUGUUGCCUUAUAGCCUGGAAUUAAAAUGCUUUAAAAUAGUUUUUUUUUUCAUUUAUCUACACAUCCUACCCCACAACUUCCAAGUGAAAAAAAAAUUCUAGAAAUUUGUAGAAAAUAAAAACUGAAAUAGCUUGGUUGGAUAAGUGCCCACCCCCCUUGUAAUAGCAAUCCUGAAUUAGCUCAUGUGUAACCAAUUGCCUUCAAAAUCACACACCAAGUUAAGUGGCCUCCACCUGUGUUAAAUAGUAGUGAUUAACAUGAUUUCAGGAUAAAUUCAGCAGUUCCUGUAGGUUUCCUUUGCUGGGUAGUGCAUUUCAAAGCAAAGACUCAACCAUGAGCACCAAGGCGCUUUCAAAAGAACUCCGGAACAAAGUUGUUGAAAGGCACAGACCAGGGGAUGGGUAUAAAAAAAUAUCAAAGGCCUUGAAUAUCCCUUGGAGCACGGUAAAGACCAUUAUUAAGAAGUGGAAGGAGUAUGGCACCAAGAAGACCCUGCAUAGAUCAGGCCAUCCCUACAAACUGGAUGACCGAGCAAGAAGGAUACUGAUCAGAAAGGCUACCAAGAAGCCAAUGGCAACUUUGCAAGAGCUACAGGCUUUUAUGGCCAAGACUGGUCAAAGUGUGCACAUGACAACAAUAUCCCAAGCACUCCACAAAUCUGGCCUGUAUGGUAGGGUGGCAAGAAGGAAGACAUUACUCAAGAAAGCCCACCUUGAAUUCCGUUUGAAGUAUGCAAAAAAACCUCAGGAGAUUCUGUAGCCAUGUGGCAAAAAGUUUUGUUGUCUGACGAAACUAAAAUGGAACUUUUUGGCCUAAAUGCAAAGUGUUGUGUUUGGGGCAAACCCAACACAGCACAUCACCCAAAGAACACCAUCCCUACUGUGAAGUAUGGUGGUGGCAUCAUCAUGUUAUGGGGAUGUUUCUCAUCGGCAGGGACUGGGGCACUUGUCAGGAUAGAAGGGAAAAUGAAUGGAGCAAAGUACAGAGAAGUCCUUGAGGAAAACCUGCUGCCCUCUGCAAGGAAGCUGAAACUGGGACGGAAGUUCACCUUUCAGCAUGACAACGACCCAAAGCACACAGCCAACGCUACACUGGAGUGGCUAAGGAACAAAAAGGUAAAUGUCCUUGAGUGGCCCAGUCAGAGCCCUGUCCUAAAUCCAAUUGAAAAUUUGUGGCAUGAUUUGAAGAUUGCUGUCCAUCAAUGCUCCCCAAGGAACUUGACAGAGCUUAAACAGUUUUGUAAAGAAGAAUGGUCACCUAUCCCAACAGACUCGCAGCUGUAAUUGCUGCCAAAGGUGCUUCCACCAAGUAUUAACUGAGGGGGGUGGAGACUUAUCCAAUUAUGAUCUUUCAGUUUUGUAUCUUUUAAUGUAUCAUUUUUUUCUCAAUAAAAACUUUUUUCACCUUAACAGUGUUGGGUAUGGUGUGUAGAUAAGUGGAAAAAAAAUCCUCAUUUAAAUGCAUGAAACUCUGAGGCACUGACACAACAAAAUGUGAACAAAGUUUAAUGGGGUGUAGACUUUCUAUAGGCACUGUAGUUUACCAGGUACAUCUGGUAAUAAGGAAGCAAUAUUCUUAAAAAAAAAAAAAAAAAAAAGCUAAGAAAAAUUGUACUAUGAAACGCACAACCUUUCAACAAAAUGUAUCAAUUGUGUUUAUUUAUGUGUAAUGCAGUAGAUGUUUUAGUAAUAAAAGUGCUGCUUAAUAUUACUGUAUAACCUUUUUAUGGCACAAAAAUUACACUGCGUUCUGUACACUUUAAGACAAUACCAAACCGCAUUAAAAGCAUAAGGUACUGGGGCACAACAUUACCAUUGAAGAUGUCAUGUUAAAGUGUUAUUCAUAAACCUGUCUCCAAUUUGUUUGCUUUUAGAUAUAUAGACAAGAUUUAUUUGGAACAAUUGCAGUUAUUUUUACUUUAUUUAUUUAUUUAUUUGUUUGUUUAUUUAUUUAUUUGUCUGCUCAUACUAUUGUAACUAAUGUUAACGCGUACAUUUAUACAAGGGAUGUAUUAUAGCAGUGUGACUAGGCUGAAUUCCACUGACCUUUCUUGAGCUAGCGUUUCAGUGUUUUAGUAUGGGCUCUUGCACUGGAAAGAAUUCUCAAUCACAGAGUUGUCAAAGAGCCAUUGUUCUCUGUGCUCUGACCAUGUGGGUCAGCUACAAGUGCCUUCGUAUCCUCCAGGGCCAAGAGCUGGCGAGGAGACUGGACUGGGCUGAGUUUCCUCCGAGGAUCAUGAAGCAUUCUUGCAUAUUUAUUCAUUGCUGAUUACCUCGCAGAAGAGAUUCUUCUUUCAUAGCAGGAAUUUCUGAGGAACAAGCAGGCUGAUGGACACACUGCCUCAUUAUAUCCCAAUAGACCCUGGGCAUUGACUCCUGUAUUGGAGUAGGACCUGCUACUCAGGGAGACUGACUGGGACCCGUGUGGAAUUGUUUCAUCCAAAAACCAUAAUGAAUUAUCUAUAAACUGAAUACCUUGUGCUGAAUUGUUGCUUUUCAAUCGGCUCAGCCUGUGUACAGUUGACACCAUGAUUCGUGAACAGGAGGCUGAAGACCUAGAAAGCCCCAAACGCAGUAUUCGUGACAGCGGCUACAUAGACUGCUGGGACUCGGAGCGCAGUGAUUCACUCUCGCCACCCCGGCACGGCAGAGACGACUCCUUUGACAGCCUGGAUUCGUUCGGAUCACGCUCGCAGCAGACUCCCUCUCCCGAUGUGGUGAUCCGGGGCAGCAGCGAUGGUCGCGGUAGUGAUUCUGAAUCAGAUGUGCCACACAGGAAGAUGCCGGACACGAGGAAAGAUGACAUGUUGGCACGGAGGACAUCUUGCAACGAGCCGAGAUCGGCAAUGCCCUUCAAUCAGUACCUGCCAAACAAGAGCAACCACUCGGCCUACGUCCCCACACCUCUGCGCAAGAAGGCGGCAGACGGGGAGGAGUUCCGCAAGAGCUGGAGCACCGCCACGUCGCCCAUCGGGGGAGAGCGGCCCUUCAGCCACCCCGAAACAAUCGAGGAAGAAAACUGUGAAGAUGAUGGCAGGGCACCAUGCAAGAGACGUGGAGGGCCAGAGGAUGACCCCAGAGCAGUGACGUCUCGGGUAGAUAACAUUCAGUGUCAAGAAAUCGGACAAAGCCAGUCCCAAACUGAUGGGCCGAAAAAGAGCCUACAGCACAUGUGGGAGGGAAAGGAUGAGGAGGAAGUGAAAAGGCUGCAGAGGCUUGAGAAGGCUGGGAUCAGGGUCUUGCCUGCAUCGGUGCGCUACAGCAGCCCAAAGCCAGCUAGUGAAGAAAGCCAGCCCGCCCCUCCGGAUAUAAUCCUCCGUCGAGAGAACGACUUUCUAAAGUCCCAGCAGGAGAGGGAGUCCGACUCGGAGGAGGAGGAGCAGAGACUGCCAGACAUCGAGAAGGACGACCUGGCUUCCAGGAAAGCCAGAAUGAACCAGCUCAAACCCAAAGUUCCACACAACCAGUUUUUGCCAAUGCCGUGCUCAAAGAGUGAAGAAAAAUGGGAGAACAUCAAGAAAGCCACCCACCGCGUUACAAGCAGCUCACUAGAUAGGCAACUGCAAGGCGUGACCAGUGAGAGUCAGACCCAGGUCCCGUCCCCAGGCCCCAGUGAGAUCCUCACGAGGAGGGAGAACCCCUUCCUCAAGCCCCUGCAGAAUGACUCUGAGGAGGAGGAGCAGGGGGGGCAGGUGACCGUCCCCAAUGUGCAGAGAGAUGACCUGGCCAAAAGGAGAGCUCAGGGCGGCCCUGCCCCCUACAGAGAGACCCAGCCCUUUGUAAAGGCCUCCAUUACUCAGUCUGACCUGGAGAAAUGGGAGAGACUCAAGCUAUCCACAGAUACCAGUGAGAGUCAGACCCAGGUCCCGUCCCCAGGCCCCAGUGAGAUCCUCACGAGGAGGGAGAACCCCUUCCUCAAGCCCCUGCAGAAUGACUCUGAGGAGGAGGAGCAGGGGGGGCAGGUGACCGUCCCCAAUGUGCAGAGAGAUGACCUGGCCAAAAGGAGAGCUCAGGGCGGCCCUGCCCCCUACAGAGAGACCCAGCCCUUUGUAAAGGCCUCCAUUACCCAGUCUGACCUGGAGAAAUGGGAGAGACUCAAGCUAUCCACAGACACCAGUGAGAGUCAGGCCCAGGUCCAGGUCCAGUCCCCAAGCCCCAGUGAGAUCCUCACGAGGAGGGAGAACCCCUUCCUCAAACCCCUGCAGAAUGACUCUGAGGAGGAGGAGCAGGGGGGGCAGGUGACCGUCCCCAAUGUGCAGAGAGAUGACCUGGCCAAAAGGAGAGCUCAGGGCGGUCCUGCCCCCUACAGAGAUACCCAGCCCUUUGUAAAGGCCUCCAUUACACAGUCUGACCUGGAGAAAUGGGAGAGACUCAAGCUAUCCACAGAUACCAGUGAGGGAACCUCAAAGCCCCUUUGCCAGGCUUGCAUGGACAAGGGUCUGCCUGCGAUAGAGGCAGAGACUGCCGCUCUGGAUGAUCUAGCCAGCCGCAGGGCCAGAGCAAACAGAAAGGCUCUGGGCAGCAAGCAACGUUUUGUACAUUUUGGCCCGGUGACAGAGAUAGAUCAGAAAUGCUGGGAGAAGCUCAGCAUUGCCAGGGCCGAAUCGGAGAGUGAGUCGGCAGGAUAUGGAAGCCAUAGUGAAGCUGAAGCCAGCAGAUGUCUUGUUUCGGCUGCUAGCUCUAGCAUUCAGCACAUUGAACAGGUCGCCAGUGAGCCUCAACAGUCAUUCAUAGCCAAGUAUUGCCCCGGGAGCUUUUCAUUUGUGCAAGCGGUCUGUACUCCAACUCGACAAGAGGGGGCACAGCGGCCUGCCGAGACCCAAGAGGACAGUGAAGAGGGGGGACAGGAGGAGAGGCAGCCCAAUCCCGAGAAAGACGACAUGUUGGCACGCAGAACUGGGGCCUUCCAGAAAACAAGCAGCAGCCCCACUUAUAACAAGUUCCUUCCUAUGCCUGCGUCCUUGCAGCAAAAGAAAGAGGGCACCAAAGGGACUAUAAAAGAGGAGAUGACAAAGCAGAGGUUAGACUGCAUAUUGACUAGCUCUGCCUUAUCGAGCCCGGAGGAUCAGUACAGACAAGUGACACCUACUUCCACAGCAACAGUCAGUGUUACUACCAAGGAGAGUCCUCGGACAACCGGAACGUUUCUUCAGUUGAGGAAACGGGAGAUGGCAAAAGAGGAGGAGGAGGAACAGGAGGAAGAGGCGGUGAAAGAGAGUUUUCCAGAUUUGGAAAAAGAUGACAUGAUGUCCUGUCGUGCUCUGGCUUUCCACAGACAGACAGCAACUGCUGCCAGUCAGUUCCUCCCAGUCCCAGCCUCUCAGCAGACUGGGACAAGUGAGGUCAGUCAGUGCCUCCCAGUCCCAGCCUCUCAGCAGACUCGGACAAGCGAGGCCAACAAAGACGAUGACAAGCCACGGAGGAGGCCAUCUUGGUUAGAUGACGAUCUCCCACCAACAUACAGCCACAGAGCUUCUGUAUCUGAUGAUGCAGAAAGUAUGAGCAUGAUUGAUAUGAGGUGUGAGGAGGAGGCGAUCCUGCAGCCGCACAGCAAGGCUCGCCAUGAGCAUCUGCACGAUUUACACAACCGCCUACGAGAAGAGGAGGAUAAGUGGCAGGAUGACUUGGCCCGCUGGAAGAACCGAAGGAGAAGUGCGUCUCAAGACCUGAUAAAGAAGGAGGAGGAGAGGAAGAAGGUGGAGAGGCUAAUGAGUGGAGACAGGGACUUGUCAGAAAGGAGGAAAAGCAUCAAGACCUACAGGGAGAUUGUCGAGGAAAAGGAACGCAGAGAGAAGGAGCUUCACGAGGCUUACAAAAACGCGAGGAGUCCCGAGGAAGCCGAGACCAUCCUGCGGCGCUAUACUCAGCGCUUUACAGUCAGCGAGGCUGUCCUGGAGGGACUGGAGAUGCCAAAGUUCCUGCAGAGGAGUCUGUCUGUGGAUUCGGACACCCCUUUGUCCCCCACAAAGGAAGCCUCCAACCCCAUGAAGUACCUGCGGCAGCAGUCCCUGCCAGCCCCCAAGUUCACAGCGACCGUGGAGGCCACCAUCUCAGUGGUGCCUCAGCCUCAAGUCAGCCCCCCACAGACCUCUCCCACUCAAACUGUUUCAACCAAGGCAGUGCCUAUCCUGAGCCCCAAGCCGUACUCGCAGCCCAAGAACUCCCAGCCAGGACUGCGGUCAUUCACGGUGGAUGGGAUAGUGAGAGUGAAUGGAGAGGCAUUCAGCGGAGCAGAGGCUGAAAAGGAAAGUACUCCGGUAAAGAUUCCCCCCACCAAAUCACAGGGGAUUGAAAGUACAGCCAGGGUGAAUACAGCCCCAGUGAAAUCACAUACGUCUCCGUUUAAGUCUCAAGAGAAUACUGAGGUUAAUACAUCGCCGGCAAAGAUCCAUUUGGAGAGCAGGGUCGAUGCCUCUCCAGUCAGCUCGCCAGAGAAACCCCCAGUAAAUUCACAGAAGGAUACCUGUGGAAUGGACUCUGCACCAGCAAGGCCAACAUCACUUCUAACUGAUCCAUGCAGAGAGAACCUUGUGUCUGAAGAGCAGGGGUUGUAUCUAAAAACCCAGCAAGAUAAGGAGACUGAGCCGUCACAAAAAGAUGAGGAGCGUGCUGUUCAGGCCUUAGAAACUCCGACCAGGUCUGUUGAGAUCAGUGUGGUGACUGAGCAGAAGGAUGAUGAUAACGAGAACUCCCCUAGAGAAGGACACCUGAAUGUGAACUAUCAGAGCACUGCUGUACUGAACACAGUGCAGUAUUCGCUGACAACAAAGCAACCAGAACAGAAAAAUGUUGCAUCAGAGACGAGGCAAGUGAGCCCCACUGAAAUCCUAACGUCAUACCUGCCAGUCAAAAAAGAGUUGACAAGCAGUGGCAGUGCUCUGCCCAGGGGUUGGGAGUCCUGUGUACAUCGGGAGUUUUUCACCCAGUCAGAUUCCGGCCCAAGUGAGGAAAACUCAAAUAUCCCAGUCCCUCCAUUCAGUCUGCCCAAACGCAAUGACUACUGGUCCUGGGACCCAGAGGAGGAGCGCAAGCGUCAGGAGAGAUGGCAGCAAGAGCAGGAACGCUUGCUUCAGGAGAAGUACCAGCGGGAGCAGGAGAAGCUGAAGCAGGAGUGGGAGAGAGCCCAGAAAGAGGUGGAGGAGGAGGAGCGCAGGUACCAUGAAGAGGAACGUAAGAUUCUUGAGGAGACAGUGGCCCCUUUGACACCCCGUUCGUCCACACUGUCCUCCCCCAGCCGCAGUGACCAGCCUCUUCUCCCCCUGGACCCCGAGGGCCCUAUAGUGAUGUCGCUGGCAGACUGGGAACGUAAGCAGGAGCUCCUGGAGAAACAGGCGCAGAGGUCUAAGGCAGAAGCUUGUGAGAAGGAUGAAAAGCCAAGGCAAACUACUAAUCAGCAGGCUGUUGCUAAGGAACAGGAGCCCACUGUGAAGACAGAAGAACAAGUGAAAGUGACAGAAAGUUCACACUCGCACACAGAAACACUUGCCCAGAGCAAGAAAAACAGUCAGAAGCUUCUCUCAGACAACAGUAAUCCGGCAGCUUCCGAACUCGAGUUCAUUUCAGGUGCAUCAUGGAACAACAAGCAGCCCCGUACGAAGCAGCCAGUGGAGGUCUGGAGAAAGACGGCCUCUCUGGAUCGAAGCUGGAGUCAGACCGCCGUCGCGGGAGGAAUGAAAAGGUCUGGGUCCUAUGAAAAUUUAGGAACAACCCCAUCUAAGUCAUCUCCAUGUUCACCUAAUCUUCAAACCCAGUCACCCAACAGGUCUAUCAGUGGAAAGAAGCUGUGUUCCAGUUGUGCACAACCCCUUGGAAAAGGAGCUGCCAUGAUCAUUGAGACACUCAGCCUCUACUUUCACAUCCAGUGCUUCAAGUGUGGGGUCUGCAAGGGACAUCUAGGAGAUACAACCACAGGGACGGAUGUCAGGAUUCGCAAUGGUAUUCUGAACUGCAACGAGUGUUACAUCAGAUCCCGAACUGCUGGGCAGCCCACAACAUUGUGACAUCAUCAGCUUGAAACCGGUCGACAGGAAGUGUGACUAAGAAGACUUCUCUUGUUGACAGCUGUACCAGCCAAUCACUUGGAAUACCACCCAUGGACCUUUGCUUGUGGAAAUACUUCUGUCACGUUUCAUAACCUGCCUUUGUAUUUUCUGACCGCUAAUAGCUGACCUUCAAGCUAGGCUUAAUCAUGACAAGCAUAAUAUUUCAAAAUAUUAUGCUUGUCAUAACACUUGAGUAUUCUCUACUAAAAUCAACAUAUGUAUCUACUGUUAUAUGACUUGUAGGCACUAGUUACUUGGUCUUUAUACGAUAAUAUUGGAACGUGAAGAUGCAAUAAUUAUAUAUUACCUAUCUCUUAUAUUUAAGAACAACUAACGCAUUGUCAUAAAUAAGUACAUUUUAAUUGGGCAAACUAAAAAUAAAGAGAAUUCUUGUUGAAUGUAUUAAUCCAACUUGAAGUAUUUCACAUUUUAUGAAAACACUGGCAAAAAAGUGUAAUGUGCUAAUGGAUUAAUAUUUUAUUUUCACCUUGAAAGUUUCAGGUAGAAUAAAAGGAAUGCAGCAAUGCUGGUUGAGUAAUUAUUGCACCUUUAGUUAAUCAAGUUGUUUGUUACUCACUGCCAUUCAGAAAACCAUUCAGUUUGACACUCUAAUCAUGCGAUUAACAAAGCCAGAAUGUCUGGUUUGAAUAGGUUUAUGAGGAUUGAGUUAGAAUUUGUAAAGCAUCUGCAGUUUCAGUACUGCAACUUUGAUAAGAAAAGUGUGGCCAACAUAAGUGAGAAUGUCAAAGGCAGGCAAAAAUAUAUUAUAAUAAUAAUAAUUAUAAUAAUAAUAAUAAUAAUAAUAAUAAAAGAGCUGUCUGUUGGUUCGGGAUGUUAACAACUUGCCAUUUAAAUAUAAAUUUGUAUUGCUGCUGAAAUGUCUAAUUUCAUUUAAUUAACUAAAUAUUAUCCUUCAUUUCAAAAUAUAGUAUUUACGAUUUUUUUCAAUUGGAGCACUUAGCUUAGGCUUCAACUUUACUGUUCUGUUUCCCAGAGGUGAUUUCUAGUCUCCAAAUCAUUUUGGAUAGCACCUGAUGUUUUGAACCAAGUUAAGUAUUUAAUCCGCCUUAAAAUAUAAUAUUGCUCAAAUGUAAUAAUAAAAAAAACAUUUUUAUUUUUGUGCGCACACAAAUAUACAUCUGUGGUUAUUUUAAGUGUCAAAGCUGGUAAAUAUAUAUAUAUAUAUUUUCUUUUUCUUUAUCUAAGCAAUAGGUUUCUAAGUUAGCAAUAAUGUCAUGUAUUUACACAGUAGGGAGAGGAUUUGCAUGCUUGCAGAGUGUUCAUGCAGAGAUCUAUUGGAAUGUUUGCUGUUUUGCGUUUUGUUUGUGUGGGCGUGUUUUCAAACCAUUGUUGGUGUGUUUUUUUUUUUUUUUGUAGUUGUAGUUUUUUUGUUAGAACAUCAUCCUUGAGACUUUAUUGCAUUAAACUCGUGCCUUAGAAAACGCAAGCGGUUGCACACAAAGUGGAAAGUUGGGUAUAGAGCAAACCCACCCAAAGACAAUGGCUUCAGGUCUAGCAAGCAAUUGAGCAGGGCUGCAGUCUUGAAGAAAUUCUGAAUCAUUUAAAAUUGACUAAAAAAAUAAAAAAAUAUAUGUAUAAUUUUGCUGACGUAAGGUCCUGCCUGCUGCUGUUCAUAGACUAUGAUACAUUAUUGCACCCAACAUGUGACAUUUACGACUUUUGAAACACAAAUGUUUAUAACAAAAUUAAUUCUUACAUUUCUUGUACUGCUUAUCGUUGUAUGGAAAUUUAUUACAUGUUACUUUGUAUGUAAUAACACAUCAUGUAUUUGUAUGUAAUAACACAUCCUGUAUUUGUUUCAUAGCCAUAUUUGUAUGUAAUAACACAUCCUGUAUUUGUUUCAUAGCCCCAUUUGUAUGCUUUAUGAUUGUUUUGUGAAUUUAUAUAAACCAUGUUUUUUUUAAUAUAUAUAUAUAUAUAUAUAUAUAUAUAUAUAUAUAUAUAUAUAUAUAUAUAUAUUUGUUUGUUUGUUUGUUUGUUAAACUCUGAAGCACAGUUUUACAAGCAUUUAAUAAUCAACCACAGUCCAUGCAGUAUAUUAUUCACCAGCAUAGAACACAGUUGAUCGCUGUGAAGCCUGUAGCUGCCAACAUAGAGUCCAUGUCUUGCUGAGGUUAUCCUGUUGUGACUCUGUUCAGUCUGGAUUAUGCCAAGUUUAGCAGAAGCAACAUUAAAGUGGUGGUUAUGUUAAGCAUUGUUUCUUUAUAAUUUCUGUAACUUGCAGUAAGAUUGCAUUCAGUUUAUAGUAUAUAGCUAGCUACCCACUCUCAUGUUUGUUUCCCUCCUUAGUAUGUGUAUUAAGUGUAUUUAGCUAGAAUAAAGGUAUGAAAUGAAUAGGGGAGUCCAUCAAUGAUGGACCAGACAAGGACACUCUGUAUUGUGGAGUAAUAUUGUAUGGGGUCUAAAGUUGAAAACAAUGAUGAUACCUGUGUUCAAGUUCUGUAUUUAUUGUGAUAUUCCUCUAAAAAACAAUUGAUUAAAAAAAAAAAAAUCAAAUGCAAUGGGUUUUAUAGUAAAUGUAUGUUUAUAAAUAAAAUGUUUAAAAUUUGCAUUAA
This is a messenger RNA of Acipenser ruthenus (sterlet), 12687 nucleotides long. RefSeq names its product LIM and calponin homology domains-containing protein 1-like. The transcript is spliced from 31 exons. Gene Ontology annotation, biological process: positive regulation of stress fiber assembly; regulation of focal adhesion assembly. Gene Ontology annotation, molecular function: myosin II head/neck binding. Gene Ontology annotation, cellular component: stress fiber. The record is from RefSeq and is a predicted model, not a curated record. NCBI's taxonomy places the organism in Eukaryota, Metazoa, Chordata, Actinopteri, Acipenseriformes, Acipenseridae. The coding region runs from base 4598 to 10069 and encodes 1823 amino acids.